AUGUCGGCCAUCCGUAGGCCUUUGCCUCUCAAUCUGGGUGAAAGUCGUCGUAUUCCCGGUGUUAUUUUGCCUGUUGAAAUUGGACCAAGUACGCAGUUAAGUAACCGCACCGAUGUCAUAAUAAACGGUCAAAAGGUAACAAUUGACGCUAGGGAUUUGGAAGUAAAAGAAGAACUAGGCCGUGGUGAAUAUGCAAGAGUGCAUAAGAUGUUUCAUCCACCAAGCAACUGUGAAUUUGCCGUUAAACGACUACCCUUCGAAAUCGAAACUUCGGAUAGAUCUCGGAUUUUAAAUGACUGGAACGUUAGUAUGCGAACCAGCACAUGCCCCUAUGCGGUGCUCUCCUACGGCGCCCUUUCAGUCGGUUGUGAAUUCUGGGUUGUCAUGGAGCUCAUGGACGAUUCGUUGGACAAAUUCCUCCAAAAAGUGUAUGCACAAGGCAAGGUGAUCCCAGAAAAUCUCCUCGCCUACAUCGCUUUUUGUGUGGUCACGGCGCUGGAGUACCUCCGAAAAGAUCUCGUCACAAUGCAUCGUGACGUCAAGCCUUCAAAUAUUUUGAUUGAUCGCGCCGGUCACGUAAAGGUUUGCGACUACGGGGUGUCGGGUGAGCUGAAGAACUCGAUGGCGCAGAGCAACACCGGCACGUGUCGGUACAUGGCGCCGGAGCGCAUCGACCCCACCCGGAGUGCUGGCGGCGGGUUCCGAAUUCAGGCGGACGUCUGGAGCCUCGGUCUGACUCUGCUCGAACUCGCCACAGGCAAGCACCCCUACGAAGGUUUCGUUAACCAAUUCGAACUUCUCAAACAUGUGGUCCAUGAAGCGCCCCCUCAUGUCCCAGAAACCGUUCCCUACUCACAGGACUUCCGUGACCUGGUAUCUCAGUGCCUAGUGAAGGAGGAGUCUGCUCGCGCCAAUUACUUGCGCCUCCUUGAGUCACCCUUCCUUCGGAGUGUCUGCGUGGAGCGCGAUGCACCCCUCAUGGCCCAGUUCGUCAACUGCAUUCUAGAUCACCGAGCGCCUUCUCUUUAA
Messenger RNA from Mesocestoides corti, 1029 nucleotides. Lineage: Eukaryota; Metazoa; Platyhelminthes; Cestoda; Cyclophyllidea; Mesocestoididae. The record is from the annotation of a GenBank genome assembly.